ACCUGCUCCCCGGAGACACGCUCCAUUGUCCCCCGGGGCCAUAAACACUUCAUUGAGCAUGUGGCGCGGGCCCUGCGUUCUUCGGAGCCCUUCCCGGCAUUCCCAUUGGCUCGGGCGAGUGUGAGAACCUCGGCCGAGGCCGAGACCCACACAUUCAUAUGGAGAUCGGCGCGUAUAAAUAAAGGAAAGGAGGCGGCGGAGGAGGAAGGCAGCUCACACUCGGAGAACGAGCGGACCAGCGAGCAUGGCUCCUGCAGUUUAUGGACCGAGUCACUUUUCCAAGGAGACUUCGGCUCACAAGCUGAGAAAGCCGCUGGUGGAGAAAUUGCGGCGAGACCGCAUCAACACCAGCAUCGAGCAGCUCAAGUCCCUGCUGGGCCCCGAGUUUCUCCGACAGCAGCCCGACUCCAAGCAAGAGAAGGCCGACAUCCUGGAGAUGGCCGUGUGCUACCUGAGGAGCUGGCAGCAGCAGCAGCGGCGGCGGCGGCCCUCCUCCUCCUCCGACGGUUAUGCACACUGCGUCCAACAGGCCGUCAGCUUCUUGUCGCACUGCAAGGUCCAGAACCCGGCCCAGAGGCGGCUGCUGGUACACUUCCAGGACCUGCAAGCGUCUAGCGGGAGCAACAGAGGUCCGCAAAGCACACCGUCACCCCCGGCUUCACCACUCAGCUCCGGGAAGUGUGCCGGCCACGCCGGCGCGGCCCUGUGGAGGCCCUGGUAGAGGCCGAAAGGAGGACCGCAAGCCGCAUAUUGAAGACCGAUGAAGUCGAGUUCUUUUGGGGUCACCGUGUGACCAGAUAGCCGCCGUGUGGCAGUAUUCCUUUGGGAGGAUUUGAUAUGGGGUCAGGUUUUACUGAACGACGCGUGGUCACCAUGUGACCGUGUUUGCGCAUGAACUGUGACAUCGCACCUGAUUCGGGUGCCGAUUUAUUCAAGAAUUGUUUGUCUUUGAUACCGUGUAUUAUUUAAGCGCCCUGAAAUGCAUCCUAUGGAUACACUCGCGCUGUAAAUCCAAUUUUGAUUGAAUAAUUACUGUCAUUCUGUGUAGCCUGAUGUUUGACGCCACAUUUUCGUGGCAGUGUCAACGCUUAUUGUUCAAAAUGGACGUCAAGUGCUACUUUGAAAGCCUUUUUGAAAAGGAACCAUGUGUGCUUCCCUGAGAAGAAAAUAAAGAAAAAGCUUCAGACGAAGUUUUGCAAAUCCGA
Molecule: messenger RNA, 1205 nt
Organism: Hippocampus zosterae (dwarf seahorse)
Lineage: Eukaryota; Metazoa; Chordata; Actinopteri; Syngnathiformes; Syngnathidae
Product: transcription factor HES-5-like
Exons: 2
Coding region: 245-721 (158 amino acids)
Biological process (GO): regulation of transcription by RNA polymerase II; regulation of neurogenesis; anterior/posterior pattern specification
Cellular component (GO): nucleus
Molecular function (GO): protein dimerization activity; DNA-binding transcription factor activity, RNA polymerase II-specific; RNA polymerase II cis-regulatory region sequence-specific DNA binding
Source: RefSeq, a predicted model, not a curated record